GUGGCUUUGCUCUGCCAUCUAUUCCUCCUACUGCAAUGCCAGCAGCUUCAUUAUUUACUUGUCCGAGGCGUUUAAUCUCUGCCUCCAUCUGCUGCAGCUUGGCCUUGAAGCCCAGCUUCUCCCGCUUCCAAUCUUCCAUGGCCGCCCUUUGCUCGACGCGUAGCUGUCGGACUUGCUUGAUUUUAUCCGUGAGGAAGCCUUGUGUCUCGCCCAGCUGCUUUCGCAAGGGUUCCAUGUUUUUAAGCAAGGGUUAGCUGUGUUACCCCUUCUAAUUUAUCUGUUUAACUUAUUUUUUAAUCGUUUUAUCAAGCACCUGCUGUGUUUACUGUUCUUUAAAGCUUAAGCUACAUAGGUAUCCAGGUGGUUACCGAAGAUAGGUACUAGGUAGGUAGCUGUUGCUUU
Molecule: messenger RNA, 402 nt
Organism: Hypoxylon fragiforme
Lineage: Eukaryota; Fungi; Ascomycota; Sordariomycetes; Xylariales; Hypoxylaceae
Exons: 2
Coding region: 36-254 (72 amino acids)
Source: RefSeq, a predicted model, not a curated record